GAAAGCGAGUGGACUGCACCAUUCCACUGUCAGCUAGCGUUCCUUGUACAGAGCAGAUUGCACCUCCUGGGGUUUCAUGUGAAAAAUGAAUUAAUUGACUGGUACCAAUUGUGACAGCAGAAACCUGGAUGGUGCUUGGUGUGUUUUCUGAAGUGGGUUACCUGGUCUGCCUUGAGGGCUACACUUUCCCCUUGAUCUUUGAAUGAAUGGUUGUUUCUCUCUGUGUGUGUGUGUGUGUCUGCUGCUGCUGCUGCCGCCGCCGAGUGCCCGGAUGGUUAUCAGCUGCAAACUGAGCCAAGGCUGAGCUGGGGACUGAACCCAGGAAAACUGCAGCCGUAGCCCCAGCUGGAGAAUGUCCCAGGCCGGCUGCCAGCAGAGUGAGAGACGCAGCAGUUUUCGUCCCCUCAUUCUCAGGAACGGAGCAGGGGUUAUGUGUGCAGCGUUAGGGGGAAACCUGCUCUAAAGCUGAUGGCAAGCCGCUGGAAGCUGCCUCUCCAAACGGCACCAUGGCCACUCACUCCAGCUUGUACAACGAGGACAGAAAUUUGCUUCGAAUUAAGGAAAGGGAAAGACGAAACCAAGAAAUUCAUCUCGACAAAGACCCUUUCCUUGAAAAUGCCCCUCUCUUUGGUGAGCCAUACAAGACCAAUAAAGGGGAUGAACUUUCCAGCCGCAUUCAGAACAUGCUGGGCAACUAUGAUGAGAUGAAAGAUCUGAUAAGUAACAGGAGUCAUCAGAACCUCAUUGGUAUACCCAAGAGGACAGUUCCAUUGGUUUCACAAGAAAAAGAUAAGUGCAUGCUUGGUGCAAAAAGAAAUAAUUGUUCACUACAGCCUUCCUUUCAAAGCAGCAAUCCACGAUCGAUGGGACCUCUCAGUGCAGCUUCAUCAACUGGUGUCAGCUCCUCUGAAAAAAACACUGCAGUCAUAGAACAGAACAGCCAAAGUCUCAGUCAGAACACUAAGAGCUACAGCUUAUUUCCAAACCAAAGCCAAAAUAAGGACACUUGUUAUAGCGGCCAGGAAACUUGCAGUAGCCAUCGAGCCAGGGGUGACCGCCCAGCGGAUGCGGACAGUCACAGCAAAGUCCAGUUAUCCCAUUUGCAACACUUGCAACCACUGUUACCAUUGUCCUCGCUAAUGCAGCCCUUGUCUCCAAUAACACCAUUAUCCCCCUUACAUUCCAGCGGGUAUACCAAUUCCAAACUGCAACAAAAUAAGACUAGUCACAGCAAAGACUGUCCUCCAACAAAAUCUCCAAGUGAACAAGAAGUACCUUCAGGUGAUCCUGAGAAUGCGUCUUCUGAUCCAAGUGUUCCUGUCCCCAGCCAACAUGCAUCUCAAAAUUUUCCACCGUCUUUACCAUCGAAACCAAACAUGAUACAGCAAAAACCUACAGCUUAUGUCAGACCGAUGGAUGGGCAAGACCAAGCACCUAGUAAAUCUCCAGAUCUAAAGCCACCUUCCGAGGAUUACACUGAGGAGCCAUAUGGAAAUAUAGCUGCGAUGAAAGCAAGUGCCAGAGCAAAGCUAUCCAAACUUAAAAUUCCUUCUCAGCCAGUCGAGGAAACAUUAUCAAAUGAAGCCAAUUGUGUUGAAGAAAUCUUAAAAGAAAUGACGCAAUCAUGGCCACCACCUCUGACUGCCAUACAAACGCCCAGUACAACAGAAUCAUCCAAAUUUCCGUUCCAAAACAAGGACACCCAGCAUGCCUCUUCUGGUUUUGUAGGACACAAGAAAUGUGAGAUCCUUUCACGAAGUUCUCAAGAGGAGAAUUCGACACUUGAAAAUGACCUCCAAAUCAGCAGCAGUGAUGACAGUGAUGGAGAUCAGGUCUUGGACAAGCCAGUGCCUAUUUCUGCCCCUAAAAGAGCUGCUUUGCAUUCUCAGAGUGAUGAAACAAUAUCAAGACAUUCCAAUGGUGGAUUAAAUAAUUUGACUGAAUCUGAGAAUUCUUCUGGCUCUGAUUCAGAAACUGAGAGUAGCUCCAGUGACAGUGAAGGAACAUCAAGGGCUCCAACUCCUGAGCCUGAUCCUUCACCAGCAAAUAAAUGGCAACUUAAUAAUUGGAUAAAUCCGGGCCAGCCUGCAAUGUCUUCUGACAGUCACAGUGAGUUAAUGAAUGGGCACAAUUUUCAAGACAGCCUGACAUCUGAAGCAAAGGAGGGCCAAGAUUGUACUGGUUCUAGCGGAGAGAAAACUGCACAAGAAAUACCUUGGAACAAAAGCGAGUGGCAGAACUCCGCGCCUCUACAUGAUGGCAGCACUCAGCGGCAUGCUGCUGGUGAAAACCGACCUAGCAAAUCCGUUAAAACUCUUGCACCUGAAGCAAACCAAGAAAUUAAAGCUGAAAAUGAACCUUGCACAUACGGUGAUAAAGACCAAACUUCCACAGGACAGGCCAAAGUAAAAAUAAAAGAUGGGCAGCGGUUGAAUGAGAAAAGGCAGUCCGACUCUUCAGCCAAGGUUUUGUCUGAAAAGAAAAAGCACAAGGGUCCCGGUGAGAAUCUUUCCAAAUCUAAGCAGGUAAUAAAUAGAGACUGUUUGCCCACAGAUCAAGGUUCCAGUAAAGGUGAGCCACCUUCACGUUGUAGUCUGCUUCCUGCAGCCCUUGAACCUCAGAAGCAGGAACGUAAUGAAAAUGGAGCUAAUAUCAGUAAACCAGCCAGGGAGGAAAGCAGGACUGACCACCCUAAGUGCAUUGCUGAGGUCAGGAACACACACAAGUCUAACGUUAACAAAUCUGUCACUAAAGCCAAAGAGGUAAACAGGACUACUUUGCUCCAUCCUGCACAUGAGGUUAGGGAGGAAGUGCAGACUAGCAUCGAGAAACCUGACUGCCAGCUUCGGGAGGAAACCUACGCCAAUAUUAAUAAACCCGCUGGUAAGAGCAAAGAAGCAAACAGCAGCAGUACCAGCAAAGCCAUUACAAAGGAAAACAGGACUAAACUGAGUAAGCCAGCCAACCAGGUAAAUGACAGCAUUCUCUCGGAUCAUGUUUUGCCUGUCAGGGAUGUCGAGGGUUUGCAGUCAUCAACAAAAGAGAAUAAAGUUCGCUGUUCACUCAUGGUAAAAAUCGAUUUAAGUUUGUUGUCAAGAAUCCCAUCAUUGCUCACUAAAGAUGGCCAUCAAUCCAGGAACUGUAUUAUGGAAUGUACUGGCCAGAAACUUCAGGAACAAGUGAAGAAGAGCAAAGAAAGUUCAUCCAACAAGAUCAAGAGAAAGCACACGGUUGACGUGGAAACGAGUGAGAGCAAAAAACUAAAGCUGAAUAAAGAGAACAAGUCCUCUUCAAGCCAUAAGGAAUCCAGUCAUAAGCGAGUUCCCCAGUCUUCCUCUGAGAAGGAAAACCCAUUUUUACUGCCACUUCCAUCUCCUGCACAGAAGCCAGCAAAGGUAGCUCACAAACGGCACAACAGUGGAAGUAAUACUUCCGGCCAGAUCUCCACCAUGAGUGCUACUGAUAGCAAGGAUUGUAGCAGCAAGAUUAACUCUUCGUCCAAAUCACUAUCCUCCAAGCACAAAAGAACAGAGGAGAAACAGUCUGGGCACUUAAAAAGCAAGGUGCCUUACCAGGGUACUGCCAGUAAAACCACUCCAGAACAAUCCCUCCUGAAUGGAAAUUCCAAACCCACAAGGCCUCUGCUCAAGUUUGAUGACAAGCAAUAUCCGGUAGAGCAUCACUUGCGAGAAGCCAAAAAAGUAAAGCACAAGGCCGAUGUCAUGUCCGACAAGAUUGGGAAAGCUUUCAAUUACUUGGACGCUGCACUAUCGUUUGUUGAAAGUGGUAUAGCGAUGGAAAGUGAGGCACAGCCACCAAAGUCUGCUUAUACCAUGUUUUCUGAAACAGUGGAUUUAAUCAAGUACAUUAUGAAACUCAAAAACUUCACCGACUCAUCAGCAACUACUGUGGAAAAAAUAUUUGUGGUGUUAUGUAUUCGCUGCCAGUCUUUGCUCUUUAUGGCAAUGUUCCGAUUUAAGAAGGAUACUGCUUUGAAAUAUUCAAGGACUUUAACUGAACAUUUCAAGAGUUCUUCAAAGACAGCUCAAGCUCCAUCUCCUUGUGUUGCCAGAGGUACCGGCACACCUUCUCCACUGUCUCAGACACCAUCCCCUGCCAGCUCCGGAGGUUCCCAGCCAGGAUCUGGUAAUGGUGCGAGUGUUGCCAUUCCACACGUGAUUCAUCAGCUGGCUUCCAAUUAUGUCAACAUUACUUCCAUUUUCCUCCAUGGCCAUGACCUUUGGGAACAAGCAGAUGCACUAGCGAAAAAGAACAGGGAAUUCUUCGCAGAGCUUGACGCAGCAGUUGGCCUUUUAUCCCUGACCAGCAGCAUGACUGAACUUGUACACUACACCAGACAAGGUUUACAUUGGUUGCGACUGGACACUAAAUUACUAUAACAAGAUGCUGAAAAUCGUUUUGACAUCAGCCAGUUUGUCCUUCAGCACCAAAGCCACGGCUGCCCAGUGUUGUUUUUUUAUUUUAAUGAGGAAUGAUAAAUGUAAAGAUGUCUUUGUGCAGCAAAAACUUUAAUAAUGUAGGUCAGCACUGAAUUUCCACAAAAAUGAACCGGCUGAACCUUCACUUCAUGAACAAAAGUGCAAUUUUUUUUUUUUCUCUUGACCCUUGUGGAAUUGGAGGAUUAAAACACGGUCUUCAACACUUUAUUUUUGUUGAAGCAACCUUGAAGGAUAAAGGGCUCGAAAGGACUCCUAUUGGCCUCUGUCCUGGUCAAGAAACAAAGUGGCUGCUGCCUUCUCUUAACUUUCUGGCAACAGUAUACAUAUUGUGCAUUAGCUAGCUGCUUUAUGUUUGGAUAAAGAUAUAGCAGACAAAGAAUGUUGUAUUCAAUCACAGGAACAUUGUUGCAGUGAUUUCCUGGAGAGCCCUUUAACACAAUACCUAGAGGACAAGGUACCUCCAGGAGGUUAAUAUGCAAGUGUUUAAAGUGUCCAACUUAACUUUAUUCGUAAAUUAGGAGCUGUGAAAAAUAACUUUAAUUUUCUUGGAUUUUUUUGCCCCAGUUACAUCUAUAUUUACUGCCUUUACUUCUGUAUUUAUUAGAAAUUUUGUUUCUUUUCCCAUUGGACCCAAGUAUUGCUGGCAAAGCAUGAUUAAUAGAACAAAGUAGUGUAAUUUUUUUUGGUGUAGGGGGUCUGGGGAGGAAGGCUGGGGAGAAGAGGUUGAUGGGCGUUGCCUGCCCUUUACGUAGCUCAGAUCAAAGCCAUGUGUAGCUUUUCUCGGAACAAUCUACUAAUGUUCGGUGUGCCUUAGACAUUCUACUUUGUACGUAAGUAGUUAUUUCUAGCCAUAGAUAAAUUGCUGCUUUAAGGGUCUGGAGUAAGGAAAAUAUGAAUGGUGUGUUGAAAAGUGGUCAAAUUCCUAUAAUGUGAGUACAAUUUAGUUCUGUAUAGUCAACCUUGUGAGAAAUGAGGGUUUGACAUAGAUCAUUAUUUCAUCAUUUUCUGUUCCCUGUACACCAGACUUGUCCUGAGUAAAGGUGAGCAAACUGCUUGGAUGUAUAAUUACCCUUUUGGGGCAAUUUUCUACCUAUUAUUUUAUUUUUAUAAAUAGGGAAAUGUGAUUUUCUUGCUGUGAGGGGCGGGUGGGGUAGAGAAAAUAUUUUCCGAAAAUGUUGCCACUUUCAGAUUUUAUUUAAAACCUACUUAGAGCAGAAUUUUUUUUCAGAAAAUGCUGAAAACCUGAUAGCAAUAUAUGGAUUUAAAGGACGUGGGGGAGGGGGGAGCCCAAUCCAUUUUUUGCUCACCUCUAGUCUUGAUAAUGCUGUGAAUAACCUUGGCCAGCUACCUGAAUGGGCCCUGUAGAGUCAAAUUCUAGCAUACUGCAGCUCGUGCUGCUCAAAGCUACUGGAAUUCAUUAUAAUUUUAUUUGAAAUUGUACUUGCACAUAUAUAUUUUUGCUGAUGAAAUUGCUGCAGAAAUGCUCAAGAGUCUAUGUAUUAUAUACACAGUAAAACCCAUAUGAAAUAGUAAAAACCAGCACUGGUGGAUCAUUGAAAUGAAUGGAGAAAGGAUACUCAUGAGUUGACAUGUUGAGUAUCGUGUCUAUAUGUUGACAGUUUCAAAACUGUUUUAGUUAUCACCGCCAUGAAGAAAUGUACAUAAUUCGUUAGAUGCCGAAGUAGAUUUUGCUUCUCCCUUUGUAUCCCUUCCACAAGUUUCCAAGAACACAGGAUACCACAGAUGAAGGGAAUAUGAAAAACCCACUUUCUUUUUUUUAGUCCUUUCAACUUCCAAAAUGAUUUUCUUUUAGCACUUAAAACUUGAAAAGAAAAGGCUGUUGUCAAUGCCCAGUAUAUAAUACCUACAGAAAGUGUCAAAUAGGUUUAAUGCCCUCAAAGGCACGAUCUGCUUAUUCAGCAAGUAGCAGAGGCUUUUAGCGAUGCUAUUGCUGUCUUCAAUACUACAAGUUAAGAAAGAACAGAUAGCUCCCCCCACCUGCUCAUCACUGUCAAUCAACUUGAUCUGAACUGCACAAAUAGAUGUUCGAUGAAGUUGGGAUAUGGUCCAUACAUAUACCCACCUAAACUGACUGACUGUCACAGCUGUACAGCUUUCAAAUACUCUCUGUGAGGAAUCUUAUGACAUACCAGAAGGGAACUGUUUUUUGUUUUUGGAGGGGUUAAAUUAUCCGCAUUCAAGUUCAUAAUGAGUGUGGUUUCCAGACUAAGUAUUCAAAAAUAACUAGUAAUUUCACAAUUAGACUUUGACCCUGACCUUCUGACUCCCUUUCUAACUUUAAAAUAUUCUUUCAUAGGAUGCACGUGUUGCAGGCUAUUCAUUCUAUGUUACCCUUAAGUGGUGUCAAGCUAAUGCUAUUGCUGCAGUCCAUAGGUACACCCACUAGGCUGUUACACAGGGAGUUCCAGGAUUUUAAGCUAGCUACACUGAAGGAAAGACAAAGUUAUUUUGGGCACUGUCAACAUACAAUAAAUGUUUUAAUGCUUGUAUUGGCUGUUUGCAGCUGAUUACAGUUGGUUCUCCACUCCUGAUUACUUUCCAGUGGUCCCUCUGCUGUAAAGUUUGGUGGGAGCAGUCAAACCUAGCUCCAAUGCUUUCUAUGAUUCAACAGCCCACCAACACUCUGUGUCUUUACUCCUAUGCUGAGAAUGGCUGCCUGAGUGAAAUCUCAAAAGUCUGCCAGGACCUUCCUGUGCUUUGAGGGAAAAUAGAACUUCAAAGAGUUAUAUACUUUUUGCUUUGUUUCUUUCAUUGCUUUACUCCAGUUUCAAACAGUUUAUUUCUGCUGAGUAACUGGGUGUUGCAAAUUGACAGCCAUGGUGACCAGUCCUUGAGUUCCACCUUCCUUUGGUGUCAUUUAACACUUGCUUAUAUAUCUAAUACUGGAAAUCCAUCAUGUCAAAUCAUAGGUAUAUAGUCCUUGCUCGGUUUGGCACAGUAGAUGUAUAUUUUCCUGUGCUGUGCCACUGAAUUCACAUUGUCUGAAAGGAGUAUGCAUUUUGAAGUGAAACCAGGUGCCCUGAAGCUAAAACAAAUGCCAUCCAGCCCUUCCUUAUUCUGUUUAUGCAAAAACCUGGUUGAUCCAUUUCUAGAUACAUCAGAAGCAAAUUGCAAAACAGAUUACAACCUUGAAGAUCUCUUGUUAGAGACAGUGUGUAGCUGUACUAAAAUGACAUGCACUACUCUCUCUUUGUGGUGUUUUGCAAGAGUUUAUUGCAUUUUUAAUUAUUUAAGUCAGGCUUUAAGACUUUUUGUCUUAGCUGGUGCAAUUUAACAUUGGUUUGCUUCCUUCUGCAACAUUGGAGUGUAAGUUAGCUUGAAGAAUAGCACAACAAUAGAAAAGGAGAGUAAUUACCAGUUCACAGGUGUUGUAUUCAACAAUUAUUUGGCCACAUGCUGGCAUAGUGAGCUAAAACUAUCACUGGUAAAAAUAUUCUGACAUGUUUUACAACUGAAAUAACAUCCAUUUCUCUAGUCCCCGUUGCUAUUUUGAGGGAGAUGAUUUGCUAAGCUGUGGUUUUGUGUGCACAGACACUCCUGGCACCUUGCAUAAGUUGCUGCUCUCCAUGUACUUGCUUUCACACUUGUGUUGACAGUAUAUUUAAUGAAUUUGAGAGCAUCAGAGCUAAGUCAGGUUUUGUUUUCCCCUGUACCCCUACAAGUACUUUUUUCACAAGUCCUUUACAUUCUGCUUGGGAGAAAUGCUGGUCAAGACAGGAAGAUUGUUGUUUCAGAAUCCUAGACCAGGGUGAAAGAAAAGAGGAACUGCUGCCCUCUUUCAUUUUUGCCCUAAUUAACUCCACAGAUCAAGUUUCAAGUUGGGGACCUCUAGUUUUCCAAUUUCAGUUCAACUUCGCAGAAAAGUCUAAUAUUCACUUUUAUUUGCUUUCCAUUUUUUUUUCCCCCCACCACCACCAAUGUUUUGUUCUGCUUAUUCCUGAUUCAUGAACAUCAUUGUAAGCUUUGGUUAUUCUUGCAAUGUACUUUGGAAAAUGGUAUUGACUUUGUAACAGAAUUGGUUCCACUUGAUAUUUUUUUGCUGCUUCCACUAUUCAGGUUAUUGGUUCUGAUGAAAUUGUACUGUUUUCAAGCUCUCUGAACUAUGCCCAACUUUUAUCUAGAUGUUUACAGAACUACAAGACUACUUAUUUUCUAGUUGCUUAGAAUUAAAUCUCUUGAGGAACUUCACAGAUUGAUCCUACCUUCUAUUCAAAAUAUAAGAAACAUAUGCUAAAUAAUCCAUAUUCAUGUGAUGGGUGAAGAGAUGCAGUCCCAAUUUCGGUAUAAUCCCUUCUAGUGGGGGCUGCUUAGCAGUUGACUGUCGUUUUUGUUAUCCCCUUCUUCACCCCACAGACUCUUCGCUGUUUUUACUUGACGUCCCAACCAACUCCAAUGAACCAGUUAAGCCCUCGUGUGAAAAACUGUGAACAUGGAAGACUUUCCAUUUUAAUGAAGUUUAACAAAAGGUUUGCCACAUCUGAUGUAUGUCUUGCAUCUGCCACUCAAGGGAGAGGUUGAGACUUGCAAGGGGACGCUGUCUCAACUUUAAAUAUCAUAGCUUGCCCCAUCAUCUGUUUUUGCAGAGGCAUCCGUCUAUUUAGGAUAAGUACUUAGUACUUGAAAUUUAAGUAUUAAUUAAGUGGUAAGGUCCAAUAUUACACUGCUACUUUUAAGGGAAGCAUUUCUAGGCUCAAAUUUUCUAUACCAAAUCACAAUAGAAGUUAUCAGGCUGUGUGUAUUGCUUAAGCUACGAAGUUUGGCCUUGUCUGAUGCAAACGCAGAAAAAAGGGGAAACUCAGCAGGUCUAGCAGUACCUGUGGGGAGAGAAAGACAGUUAAUAUUUUCAGUCUACCAUGCUUUUCCUUGAGAAUGCUGAAGUUCUAAAGAAGUUUUGUAUCAGGCUUGAAACAUUAACUUUUUCUGUCUCCACAGAUGCUGUGAGACCUGAGUUUCUCCAGCAUUUUUUGCUAGUUUCAAACUUCAAGGAUCUGCAGUAUCUGGCUUUUGUUUGUUCUCGUGCAUUGUUUAUGCAUACUUAAACUUCCAUUGUUUUCUCUGCCUUUGUAUUUGUAAGUGGUUUUCACUUUUGACAAAUUCUUGCUUCCUGCCUUUUAAAGUGGUUUAAAGGUUUUAAUUAACCACUGAGCAAUGAGCCAAAUUCUAGAAAGGUUCUAUCUUUGAGUUGAGCCGGCAUAAAAGUAGCCCUUGAAUUCCUAAAGAAAGAAUUGGCAGUGUCCCUGUACUUUCUCCAAGGAUCCCCACAAGAAGCCUGAAAGAGUAACUAUCAGGUAUGGAAAUGAGCUGAUUCUAGUGUGAUGCCUCAAAAUUCAGAAAGAAGUCAUCUCCUUGUUCCAAGGAGUGCUUGUGAAUAGUGGCACUUGGACAAGGUCCAGUGCGAUACUCCCUAACAGUAGUACAUUGAGGUAUAUCAUGUUUUAAAUUCCUUUAACCUCACCCUGUAAUGCAUUGAAGUAAAGGAUAUAGAUACCACCUAGUUUUGAUUUUUAAAAGCUCCUCUUCCAAACCCCAUCCCUUUCUUUCACGUGCACAGACUUCAAUUAAUCACCUUUCUCAUGUUACAUUAUAUUUUUUCCAAGCCAAAAUCUGUUAGACCUUUUUAAAAAAAAAUUAAAACGGCAAAUAUAGGCAAGUUUCUCUUAGUAGAAGGAACAGUGGGUCCAAACUGGUGCUGAUUUCAGUUUAUACUUGUUGCACAAAUGCUUUUGGGAAACUGAUAAGAUGAAAUGAAUCACAACGAUGAGGGAUUUUUGUGUAUUUUGUGUGUGAGCGCGUGUGUAUUUAUUGUGCCUUCAUUGACCAAACUUCUCAUACUUUUAUUUAUUAAAUAUAUUGAAUGCCAAGCAAUAUAUGUCAUUAUUAACACUGCAUCCUGCCCCAUUAUGUGUUCUUUAAACUUUACCCUAACGGAAGUGUCAAAUUUCCAUUAAAGCUGAUUACCCGGACAACUGCUAUUUGAUACUUUUGUUAAGUACAUACUGUUACCUUCAUACUGCUGCAGGGCACCUUCCAUACUCUUGCACUUUUUCUAUUUUACAAUGACAGUAUUUUCAGUAUCAAAGACAUUAUGGGACUUGCGUUCUGCUCGUGUAACUGAAAAGAGGAAUGUGUACAAUAUAGCAAUGUUUCUCCUACCGAGUUAAUAGUUGCUACACAAUAACUCAGCCACAUAUUUUAGAAUGGAUUGGGUUCCCAUUUAUACAUUUCUGAAAAUGUUUGAACUGUUGCAUCUUUGGGUUCUCAUCAUGUACGAAGUAAUCCUGCGCUUGGUCAAAAGCUCAAACAAUGUAGAUGCUUGUAUUUCAGUUUCUUCUUUCGGAAAAGAAUAGAAACUUUUCUUUUUCUGCUCACUGCCACAUUUUCUGAAAAGUAAUUAAAUAGCAUUGGCUAUUAAAUUCUUUAUUUUAUAAUACCUGAAAUGCAUUCUUUCCUAAAUUGAAGUUUGUUUGGUCAGCUUUUUAUUUAAUAUCCAUACUAAAUAAGAAAUAAAAAAAAUGGAAUUUGUUUAUUACCAGAUUAAUUAUGGCAUUUUUAAAUAUAGGUGAUGCAAACCUUUAUUUGUGAACUGUAAUUUCCUGAGCUUAACCAGUUUGACUGCAGCCAUCGUAGAUUCUGAAACACUUUAGGUCAUUAGCAGUUGAUUAGGAUUCUGAUCUAGAACUGGAAUUUGCCAACUAUAGGCGAUCAGUCUCUACAAAGCAAUGUACUAACACAAAACCCAAAGUAUUAUUGGAACACUGAUCUGUGCCUGCUUAUUGUGAUAAUGUAAGCUUAACAGGAUUUUCUUGUUUAAACAGAUGGUAUUUUGAGGAAAGCAAAAUAACUUUGUAAUAUUGAGUAAACUUCCAAAUGAACCAAAUUGUGCAUUUGAUCUUUGUAUUUUAGCAUAUUUCCAUGAAGAAUGUACACUCUUUUUGGGCUUCUGUUAAUAAAUAGCUCUCUAGUACAAUGGAACAAUUUACUGCAAAUUUGUAGUGAAGUUAAUUUAACCUCGACGCAGAUGAUUAUUUCCCAAUGAAGGUAUUUUGUUCAUUAUCUAUAUGCAUCAUCUAUCUUACAUGGAAAAACUGUUUAGCAACAGAUUAUUCUCUUUGACAGGGAAAACCGUGUCAGAGGUUUCCCUGCUUUAAAAAAAAAAGUUUUUAAAAUAAACAUAUUGUUGUGUGA
This is a messenger RNA of Stegostoma tigrinum, 11666 nucleotides long. RefSeq names its product AF4/FMR2 family member 1-like. Lineage: Eukaryota; Metazoa; Chordata; Chondrichthyes; Orectolobiformes; Stegostomatidae. Gene Ontology annotation, cellular component: super elongation complex; nucleus. The transcript is spliced from 21 exons. The coding region runs from base 507 to 4400 and encodes 1297 amino acids. The record is from RefSeq and is a predicted model, not a curated record. Gene Ontology annotation, biological process: regulation of gene expression.